Messenger RNA from Cololabis saira (Pacific saury), 1934 nucleotides. RefSeq lists its product as uncharacterized. Lineage: Eukaryota; Metazoa; Chordata; Actinopteri; Beloniformes; Belonidae. Gene Ontology annotation, molecular function: phosphoric diester hydrolase activity. The record is from RefSeq and is a predicted model, not a curated record. The transcript has 4 exons. Gene Ontology annotation, biological process: lipid metabolic process. Bases 512 to 1537 code for a protein of 341 amino acids.
GGUUCAGCUGGGAUUAGAAGGGUUUAAGUCUGCCAUUGAAUCAACUGGCCACUGUGAGCUGAGGCUGACCUCAGGCUGGACCAGAGUCAAAUUGUUUCCACUGUUUGUUUGGUUUUCAUACUGGCUGAUACUUUCCUGAACAGAAAACACGUGUUAAUUUGCUGAACGCUUAAAUAUUCAGAGCGGAUAGCAAAUAAAUAUUGAUUUUAACACCUUUUUUUUUAUACAUCCUGCACUGCCUCAAUGUGCAAUUACCUGUUAACAUAUGUAUUGAGCAAUAUCUUUUAUUUGGUACCCGUAAUUAGAAAUGCAGGCACAUAGAGAAAUAGAUAGAGAAAAAACAUUUACAACACGUCUUCCUCAAAGGCUCAGUUUGAGUGAUCUCAGUCUAACCUGGAUGUAUUUAUAAGUAUUAGUAACUUAAUAUUGCUCACAAUGUUUAUGAUGUAUUAGAUUCGUGUCUUGCUGUAAAUAAGUAUCUAAAAAGUGUAAACUAAAUGUUUUUAUUUUUAUGUUGCUUUUUUCUAAGCAUAAAGUCACAUUUGUUUUCAGGAAAUCCUGCACAAGGACUGAUCUCAUGGAAGGUCCAGUGAAAAUGCAUAAACUGUUGCCACGGCUGGUGCUCUUGCUGGGUGGUUUUGCUCUCAUGGACACCACACAAAAUGUGUACUCUGCAAUUCAGAGACCUGACUAUGAUGACACCCCCAACCCAGAGUUUCUCAACCCUUCCUGGAUGUCCAGCAUCCCUGACGAGCAGCUGCUGUCUGAGGUCUCCAUGCCGGGGACCCACAACGCCAUGGCCGUGUACGGAGGCGUCUACGCCGAGUGUCAGACCUGGAGCCUGGCCUCCCAGCUCCGUGCUGGCGUUCGUUUCUUAGACAUCCGUGUGCGUCACAUCAACGGAAACCUCACUAUCCACCACGGGGUGUCGUACCAGCGAGCACACUUUGGCCAAGUACUGGAGGGUGUGGUUGACUUCCUGCACAGCUAUCCCAGUGAGACAGUACUGAUGCGGCUGAGAGAGGAGCUGAGUACGACCAAUAACAUCUACGGUACCGUGGUAGAAUUCAUCCAUCGCUACGCUCGCUGGGACCUGCUGUGGCACAGCCGGCUGGUGCCAACCAUGGGCCAGGCCCGAGGGAAACUCAUCAUCCUGCAAGAAUUUACAGGCCCUGACUUGGGGAUGCGCUACACUUCCCUGGACAUAGCUGAUGACUGGAGGGUACCCACGCUUCUGCAUUUGGAGCAGAAAUGGCAGAGUGUCUACGAACACUUGGAGGCAGCGCCUACAGGAAACAUGGAGCAGAUUUUUCUCACCUUCAGUAGUGGAACUGGUGUGUUUGCACACCCCAGAGCGGUUGCACAGCGCAUCAAUGCACAGCUUUAUGAUUACCUGCAGGCCAAGACGGUCCUGAACCAACGGCUUGGAAUCAUAUGCAUGGACUUCCCCGCUGCUCCCAUUAUUCAAAUGAUCAUUGACUUUCAACUAAAAGAGGUCACGAAAAGGCAUUUCCCCAACAACUUCCAAAAAGGCUGAUCUUAAAUACGAAGCUUCACCAUUGAAAAAGAAGAUGGUUAAACAAACGACUGCAAAUGUCUCAGCCAGAUUAUUACAAAAAUGGAUGUGAUUAAACUCAAGCAGGAUUGAUCAGACUUCUUCAGCUGAGGAAUCAUUUUGAAAGGUAGACUUUUGUAUCUCUGAAAAAUGGAAACUAACUGACUAGCUAACUUAAAUGUUUUAACAUUCACUACACAUCCUCCUACAAGUUGAGGUAAUACCAAAACAGGUGCAAAAUAAUGGGUCUUUUACGCUAACAACAGCCUUUAUGUCUUGUGGUAAACAUAACAUCACAUAUUUCACAGGCACUGUGUUUAUUGUUGGUGAAGUCUGGUAAAAUAGAUAAUAAAAAGCAUCUCACAAAUAAAAUAAAUAG